CGUCACAGAGUGCGCUGCCUGACAUCAUCACCGUGCGCCGCGGAGUUUAAUGAAAGUUGAGUGAAUGUUGAUACUGUGUGGAUGUAGUUAUGAGUGCCGUUCACCGGGCGUUAAAGACACACUUCGGAUUCGACAAGUUUCGAUCUCAGCAGCAGGAAGAUGCCGUGAAAGCAGUGCUAAAGGGUGACAGGGAUGUGUUUGUCCUCAUGCCCACUGGAGCGGGGAAGUCUCUGUGCUAUCAGCUGCCUGCUCUUCUGGCCAGUGGCAUCACUCUGGUCAUCUCGCCUCUGAUCGCGCUCAUCCAGGAUCAAGUGGAGCACCUGAAAGCUCUGAAUGUUCCUGCACGGUCCAUCAACUCCAAACUCCCCUCGGCUGAGCGGCGUCAGAUCCUGGCGGAUCUGGAGAGCGAGAGUCCUCGGCUCAAGCUGCUCUACAUCACUCCAGAGAUGGUGGCGUCCCCGUCCUUCCAGCCCUGCUUGAGCUCGCUGUGUGCACGGGGUCUGCUGGCGUAUCUGGCUGUGGAUGAGGCUCACUGUGUCUCUCAGUGGGGUCAUGACUUCCGGCCGGACUAUCUGAAGCUCGGGGACCUGCGCUCGCGUCUGCAGGGGGUUCCCUGUGUAGCGCUGACGGCCACAGCACCCAAGAGAGUGCAGGAAGACAUCGAGCGCUCGCUGAAGCUGCGCUCGCCACUUGUCUUUACCACACCUGUUUUCCGUAAAAACUUGAAAUAUGACGUGAUAUUCCGGGAUCUGUUGCCUGAUCCUUAUGUGCACUUACUUGCAUUUGCCAAAGAGGCUCUGGGUGGAAAUACAGCGGAAAAGGGCUGUGGGAUUGUUUACUGUCGCACCAGAGAGAGUUGUGAGGAAGUGGCGCAUAAGCUGACUAAACUAGGAAUUCCAGCCAAGCCCUACCAUGCAGGGCUGAAGGUGGGCGAUCGCACAGAGAGUCAGACUGAUUGGAUGGCCGAUAAAGUGCCUGUUAUUGUGGCCACCAUCAGUUUUGGUAUGGGAGUGGACAAGGCCAAUGUCAGGUUUGUCGUUCACUGGAAUCUGGCGAAGUCUUUGGCCAGUUACUAUCAGGAGUCGGGACGAGCUGGCCGUGACGGACUGCCGUCGUGCUGCAGGAUAUACUACUCACCCAAAGACAGAGACCAGCUCAACUUCCUCAUCCGCAAAGAAAUCUCCCGCAAACAGGAGAAGCGAGGAUCAGAGAAAGAGCAGGAUAAAGCGCCUUUAAUGGACUUUGAGGCAAUGGUUGCUUUUUGUGAACAAGAAGGGUGCAGACAUGCCACCAUCUCACAGUUUUUUGGCAAUCCGAAGCCCAACUGCGCCGGUGCGUGUGACUUCUGCCUUGGCCGGAGAGUGUUGCUUGUUCAGGUGGCGAGAGGAGUUGUGCUCGGUAAGCUGGAGAGGGUAGGUCAUAGUGAGGAGAACCGGCCCGGCACUGCGUUCAACCCUGAACUCUACGCGGGGGGCAGGAAGGGUUACGGCUUCGAGAGAUAUGAUGAGGAGUGGGGCAGUGAGGAAGAUGACUCCGAGAAGAGGAAGAAAGAAUUCGGAGAUCUCUUUAGGAAACAGAUGAGCCUGAGAAGGAUGUCAGAUGUGGCUAAAGAGACGUUUGUUCCUCCAGAUGCUGAUUGCAUGUUGAGGGAUGCCAGCAGUCAGAGAAUCCCCAGACUCACGGUGAAGAGCAGAGAGCACUGCCUGUCUCUCCUGCAGGAGUGUCUGACCAACCACAGGGGGGCAGCAGAGCUCUCACACAGCUCUGACACACUUGAUCAGGCUGUAGAAAUAGAGCACGAGAUCUUCAGAGCCAGUAAAUCAGCAAACCUGUACAAGGCUUCGGUUCUCAAGAGAGUGUCAGAGAUGAAGAAGAGCGCAGCUGCUAGUGUUGCUGAAGAGAAACAGUCUGAAUCGAAUGAAGAGACGGCGACCUGCUCUUCAUCAUGUCAACCUUUAGACGGCUUCACUUUAGCCUCUCAAGUCUACUCACUGAAGAGGAAGCGUGUAGGAGCGGGAUUUCGUGGCUCGUCCAGCCUGUUUCAGACAGCUGGAGAUCUGCUGAAGAACUCUCAGAAGGAGACGCUUGCCACAAACAAAACACCUGGAGACCCAAUCUGUGAGGAAGAGGAGCAGGUGGAAACAGGAAAAACACAGAAGAUGAAAAGCGACUCGUCUCCCAUUAAAGCCAAAACCAGCACGACUUCCCCCCUGAGCAGCCCCAGUAAAAAACUCACUAAGAAACAGCAGAAACUAGCAGAAGCGGCCAAAGACAUGCGCCGCAUAUCACAGUAUUUUGGGAAAAAGCAAGUGGACACCCCUCAGACGAAAGCAGGAAGUGUUAUAUCAGAGCCCGAGGAAGAAGGAUCUCAGAAUCACACUCCUUUACCAAAUCACACCGACUUAAUAACAAAGAAUAGCACGUCUACAGAUGAAGAAAGCGUCACUGCUGUUCUCCUGCAAAAGAGCCCAUCUGCAGAAGAGACGGCCAGCCGAGACGGGACGCCCAUCAACACCGAGAUCACAGCAGAUCGAGCGGUUCACGGAGAGAAUCACGAAUCUGACGCCCAACGAAAAUCACCAAAACAAGUAACACCACAAUUACUCUUUAUCAAAGGGGGCACAUCAUGAGAAACAUUGUAAAGGGACCUCAGGGAAACAUUUA
Molecule: messenger RNA, 2664 nt
Organism: Cyprinus carpio (common carp)
Lineage: Eukaryota; Metazoa; Chordata; Actinopteri; Cypriniformes; Cyprinidae
Product: ATP-dependent DNA helicase Q5-like
Biological process (GO): double-strand break repair via homologous recombination
Cellular component (GO): chromosome; cytoplasm
Molecular function (GO): ATP binding; nucleic acid binding; 3'-5' DNA helicase activity
Source: RefSeq, a predicted model, not a curated record